UUCCGCCCCGGCAAGAUGGCGGCCCCCUUAGAGCUCAGUUGCUGGGGUGGCGGCUGGGGGCUCCCAUCGGUACACAGCGAGUCCUUGGUGGUGAUGGCUUACGCCAAAUUUUCUGGUGCACCCUUGAAGGUCAAUAUCAUAGAUAACACCUGGAGAGGUUCAAGAGGAGAUGUACCAGUUUUGACAAGUGAAAACAACAUUGUUUCUCAACCAGCAAAAAUACUAAACUUUUUAAGAAAACAGAAAUAUAAUGCUGAUUAUGAACUCUCAGCAAAACAAGGGGCAGAUACACUGGCUUACAUUGCUCUCCUCGAAGAGAAGCUUCUCCCUGCAGUGCUUCACACAUUCUGGGUUGAGAGCGACAAUUACUUUACUGUGACAAAACCAUGGUUUGCUUCACGAAUUCCUUUUCCAUUGAGUUUGAUCCUGCCUGGAAGAAUGUCUAAGGGAGCACUGACUAGAAUUCUCCUGACCAGAGGAGAACCUCCCUUCUACCACCUCCGAGAAGUAGAAGCACAGAUAUACAGAGAUGCCAAGGAGUGCCUAAAUCUUCUGUCAAACAGAUUGGGAACAUCUCAGUUUUUCUUUGGAGAUACGCCUUCUACCUUGGAUGCCUAUGUGUUUGGUUUUCUUGCACCUCUUUAUAAAGUACGCUUCCCUAAAGUUCAGUUACAAGAACAUUUGAAACAGCUCUCCAACCUGUGUCGCUUUUGUGAUGAUAUCCUUAACAGUUAUUUUAGGCUUAGUCUUGAAGGCGUUUCUCCUGCUGGACAAGAGAUGGUAGAUGCAAAUCUGCAGAAACUCACACAACUUGUAAAUAAGGAAUCCAACUUGAUUGAAAAGAUGGAUGACAAUCUUCGCCAAAGCCCUCAGCUUCCUCCUCGGAAACUGCCAACACUUAAAUUGACUCCAGCAGAAGAAGGCGAUUCCUUACAACGGCUUUCGCCCUGACAGACAUCUUGCUUUGUGUCCACAGUCAUAUGAUUGUUGCAGUGAACUCUUACACUCAGUGUGUGAAGGCAAAAAGAAAAUGCUAUUAAUAAGUAUAAUGAAGAUUCUAAAACAAAAGAAACUUUCUAUGACACCUAUUUUUUUUUUUUAAUUAGGAAGCUUGCAUUUUAGCGUGGCAAUGCACUUUAAAUACCAUCUAAGUGAAUGCUAAAUGAACUUGAGGGGAAAAAAAGAAAACACAUUGUACUGUAUAUAAAAAAACCUGCCUUAAUCUUGGCAGAUUUUUGCCUUUGGUUCACAUGUUGCUGACCAAAAGCUACAACUCUGUUUUGAUUAUGCACUCUUCAUUUAUUCAAGCAAAUUUAUUAAGUUUUCUUAGACCAGUCUGAAUAUCUAAUAUGUGGCUCUUUGGCUGAGGCCUUUUUCUUCUGUUUAGAAAUCUGAUGCCUAUUUGCAACAUUAGGAAAAAAUAUAUUAUCCAAAUGUUCUUUUUACUUCAAUAGAAAAGCCUGUAUUUAACUUUAAAAAUGAGGAAUGUGCUUUAUAAUUAUGCUUUCAUGAGUCUAAAUUUUGGGGGGAGUGGUUAGUAUCAUAUAUAUAUUAAAGGUUAUAUAUAAUAUUUAUCUGACUAUAUGCACUUCAAUAUAACAUUAAUAUUUGCUGUUGUAUUCAAUAUAGGUUAGUAAGGGCUCUUUUAGUUAAUUGGGCGAAUGUGGCAGCUUUAGACCUAAGUAUUUGUAGUAUGUCUUUAACUCUAGUCAUCUCUUUUCUUGGAUAGAUUUCAGGAGAACUGAAUAUGUUGGUCAUUGUUAUUAUUGCCAGGCUGUAAAGUCUCAUUGAAACUUGCCCAGUUCAUAGACACUACUCAAAGAGCCCACCGUCAGAGUAAUAGAAGUACCUACUGUAUGCCUGAUCCAAGUUCACCAGGCUUGGCUCAGGCCAGUCCAGUGGUUUUUCAGAAGAAGCAUAUCAUGUAGUCAAAAGCUUUAUGACAACUAAUUACUAUUUAUGUAGUUUAACUACAGUUGAAGGAUCCAAUGGAAUAAUCAGAAAUAGUAAUUUUUAAGAAUAUUUUCUAUUUAUUUGUUGCUGAACUGUUAAAGGGUUUGCUGUGCAAGUAAUUUUACUUACAGUAAGAUCUCGCUUAUUUUAGUGGCUGAGGUGCUUCUGUUGUUCUAAAACCACUUCUGGGGUUUUUAAAAUAUAGGACCAUGUUUUUGAUUAGUGUCUUAAAAGAUUACUAUGGUGCUCAGCAAAUCUUAUCACGUUCUGCAGAAACCCACAUGUUAAGAAAACAGCUUUGUCUUCAAGAGACUCAUCUAAUUUGAGCUGAGUGGAGCUCAGCUGUGUUUGACCUGGAUCCUCUCAGUUUGUUCUGUAUUUAGGUAGCUAUUUAUACAGGGGUCUUUAAGUCUUUGUAAAUAUUUUUCUUGGAAGUUUUAAAUAAAUGAAAAACAAGGUAGUCUUCAAAAUCUUGUUCAUCUGUUUGGAUGCAUUUAGGGAAAGUAACACAUGAGUUUCAUAUUCUGCAACAGGUGGGACCGUGUGUGUGUGUGUGCACGCACACCCAUUAUGUGUUAAUCUAAUAGAUUAACACAUAAUGGACGUGUUACGAAUAGUCUAUAUUGAAAAUCCUAACCAGAGGACUUUAUUGUCCUCUAUGAGUGAUGUAUAUUAGAGAAGGUUGGUUAGCACAUUAGACAUCUGUUGAUGCUUUAGUCAGGGUUAGUCAUUUUCAAUUAUGACUUGUAUUAAAAUUUCCAAAAAGCAUUUGAAGUGAUUUACAGUUGUCAAAUGCAUGUAAAACAGGACAAUUAAAAUUAGUUUGGGAAGGAUAAAAAAUUUAUAGACGAAAGAGCUAUACCGACCCUAACAGAUUCUAAAGUUGAAUGGUAAAUUUAACUCCAAGUUUCUCCAUAGACAAAGUCAGAGAUAAUACUGGGUUAUGUAAAUUUUUGUCAAUAAAAUUGCUAAUGUCCGUGAAUAAGAAAAUGUGUUUAAAUUUUUAUAAGAAGGUGGGAGCUCAUGUUUUUACAACACGGACUGCAGCCGAUAAGCAUACUGUAAUGUUUCAUGUGUUGAAAGUUUAAUCAAAAGCCAUCAUUUUAGAAUAACAAGUAUUUUCCUUUUUUAGCAGAGAUUUAUUUCCGUUUGGUCAUUCCAGCUCUGAACUGCCUUUAGCCUUAUACUAUAUAGACCAUGAUGCUUUGAGAUUGCCUUUCCUAAGAUGCAAAUGUGAUUUAGAUAAGUGAAAAUUUAUAUGUUGGUUUAUUUAGUAGAGGUUCUUUGAUAUAAGCCAACGAGAUGCUAGGAGCACAAACCACUCCAGAGAUUGCCACACACAUAAGAAGCUCUUAGAAAGGAACAGCUUUUCAGACUGGGCAGCUUAAGAUUAGCCUGUCAGGAUAUGCUUUGGAGAAAGUUUGAGUUUGCUGAGAUAAAUGGGCCCACAGUCUUAAACAAAAUGCUGUGAGCUACUUUCUUUUGGAGGUAAUGAUGGAGGAUAAUAUAAAAAGGUUCUAUGGUUGUGUUUAUAUUUGUUGGUGGUAUAGGAUUAGAAAAUUGGUCAGGUAAUUCCCAUUUGAUAAAGAUCCUCCAUCAGUUGUCAUCAGUCAUCCUUAAGACUGACCAUUCUCAUGACACUAAAGAAACUGUAAAGAACAUUGAGGAUGGUCAUUCCUCCCUCCCCCGCCCCCUGCCCCAAAAAAGGUUGACAUUAACAAAGAAAUCAAAUUUCGACUUAGGUAUAUUUGUAUUAUUUUGGGGGUACUAGAGGAUUGCAGAUUUUACAUGAAAUCAGAAGCCUUUUGAUUUCCCUUUGUUAUUUCUAUUUAAUAUUGCUAGAUACAUUAACGCGAAGGAAUAGGGAAACUUAUUUCAAUCAGAGCUAAGUUAUAAUUUUCAGAACUCUGCAAAAAUGGAAAAACUACAUAUAAAAAUAGGCAAAAAUUGGAAACAGUGAUAGUAUCGCAGAAAACCAUUUUUUUAAAGGUAGCUUCAUGUGAUAAAACUUAGAAGUCAGUAAUAUGUAUUCUUAGAGCCUCUUCCAAGAAUAUACAUUUACCGGGCCCAUUAAAUUUUUUGAUAGUUUUUCAUAAACUGUCAAAAAUUUUAACUCUUUAAAACCAAUACAUAAAUGCUUAAAUGUAAAGACAAAAAGCUCAGUGAUGGAUACACAGGAUUUCUCUGUACUGUUUUUGUAACCUGAGAAUCUAUAAUUAUUUCAAAAUGAAAGUUUUAAAAAGUAAAUUCAAUACAGUAAAUUUAUCAUUAUCUACAUAAACUAUGAUUUAAAAUUUAAUGUGCCAAAGAUACUAUCCAGUAUUCAGUUCCAGAUAAAUAAAUGUAAAUUUAUAUAAAUUAAAUAUUAUUUAAUUUAUAAUAAAUAUAAUUAUUUAAUUUAUAAUAAGUAUAAUUAUAAAUGAAAUAUCAUUUCAUUCUUAAAUUUAAAGAAAAAAUAACUCAGGUAUGUAACAAAUAACUAUCUAAAGAUCUGGUUUGCCUUACGAGAAUAGAAAAAACAACCUAAACCUAUGAACUCCUUUUCCUCAGGAUAUAAAAAUUCUAUGAUUUUAUGUUUGUUAUUGUAUCUUUUCCUGCUUAUGGUCCCUGGAUUUACUUUUGAGGAUAAAGUAUUUUGAAAAAAUUUCUAUGAUUCCAUGUGGCAAUUUUUCUUUGCUUUGCAUGUAUUACCUCUCUAACAGCACAGUGUGACAGAAUGUAUGCGGGGACCACACUUCACUGAAGAAGGUGCAGUCUGUCUACAUGCUUUUUGUAUUAAGCUCACAGGGAUUUAGUAAUUGACUUUGUCUUGGUUUGGUUAUUUAUAUAAUUGAAAUCCUUAGCAGAAGGAAUCAACUUGGAAUUCCAGGACAAUUUUCCAAACCACUUUUGGCUGUGCUUUAAAAGUACCAAAAAAGCAGUAGGUAUUUAUGACACUAAAGUCACAUACAAACUGGUUAUUUUUUUAUAUAUACACAUAUACACACACAUAUAAGUAUGUAUACAUACAAAGUGUCAUAGAAAAUUUACAGUUGCUUCAGUGACAAAGCAAAGGAAGAUUCAUAUUUUCCAGUUCUAUUACUGAAGACAUGGUCUAAACAGAGACUAUAUGUCUGUGUGCACAUUUUCAAGGAUGAAGGUUUAUAAUUUUCAUUAAAUUCUCGGUUUCUAUAUCCUCCCAAUUUUAAACGUCACUAGCGGUUUCUAUAUCCCCGCAAUUUUAAACCUCACUAGCCUCCAAAUUUCAGAGGACUAAGUAUGUUUGAUUUCAUUUCAAAGUAUAAAACCAGAUCACUAAUCAAGCAUAAGGAUCCUUUCGUUGUUUUCCGCAGUGUCUAUGGUUGUGUACCUGGAACUCUGUGCUUUGGGUGUGUAUUUAUUUGAUAGAAAGCUUGCCUUUGGGUUUUGAGUUGCAGUGUAAUCGUGAACAUCUAGCCACGUGAAAAGCAUUUGGACCUUUGUUUUGAUUCUUUAGUUUUCCUCCUAUAAAUUCAGAAAAAUGCCUUUUAAUCAUUUAGUUUAUAUAUCCCAGAUCCUUGGAAAUCAAGAAAAAUGACUUGCCAGAGUUAGCAUCAGUCCUCAGCGAGUCAUGCACUGUAGAGAAGGUUGUGCUGGCCAUUUGUUCUUUGGACUACUGGCUACUUCUUUUGCAAUGCUGGUAUCUUUAUUUCUGGGAGAAGGAAGGGUAUACUCAAGCUUUUAUGUUAAUUGCAUGAAGAUGAGCCUUAUUCCUCUUUGGACUUUAUGAAAUAGGAAAUAAUAUCUUUCCAUUUUUCUGCUCAUCUGGAAGUAGAAAUUUGCAGUGUUUGUAACGUAACGUUAGCAUUUUGGAAGAUGGACAGCAAAGAAGAUAAAUAUGUGAAUACACAUAUUGGCUUUGUUCCACCAAGCCUAUCUUUGAAUGGUAAACAUUUUAAAUAUCUGUUCUAGUGUACAAAUGCUCUAGUUUUGACAUAAUCUAAAGCGAUGUUGGUCAUAAUUUCAAUAUUCUUUCCAGCCUUGCUUAGUGUGAAUGUAUUUUACUCAGAGACUAUGUAUAAAUACCCAGAAGUGGUGAUGGUGAAAAAUGCUGUAAAGAAUUAAUUCUGAUAAAUAAGAAACUGGAUAUAAUGUCAAAAUAGCUAUUUUCACAAUAAAAUCUCAAAUUGCUUGAAUGUGUAUUAAAUCCUGAA
This is a messenger RNA of Pteropus alecto (black flying fox), 6125 nucleotides long. RefSeq names its product metaxin 3 (gene MTX3). Lineage: Eukaryota; Metazoa; Chordata; Mammalia; Chiroptera; Pteropodidae. The transcript has 9 exons. Bases 16 to 951 code for a protein of 311 amino acids. Gene Ontology annotation, cellular component: SAM complex. Gene Ontology annotation, biological process: mitochondrion organization. The record is from RefSeq and is a predicted model, not a curated record.